Messenger RNA from Acyrthosiphon pisum (pea aphid), 380 nucleotides. Its product is annotated as peroxidase mlt-7-like. Gene Ontology annotation, biological process: response to oxidative stress. The coding region runs from base 35 to 325 and encodes 96 amino acids. The record is from RefSeq and is a predicted model, not a curated record. Lineage: Eukaryota; Metazoa; Arthropoda; Insecta; Hemiptera; Aphididae. The transcript has 2 exons. Gene Ontology annotation, molecular function: heme binding; peroxidase activity.
AGGUGCUUUGUUUGAAAAACAUGAAGACGACUCAAUGGUUGGCCCAACGAUGAGAUGUAUUAUUAGAGAACAGUUUGUAAGAACUAGAAUGGCAGAUAGAUAUUUUUACGAUUUACCAAAUAUAUUCAAUGAAUAUCAACUGACAGAAAUCAGAAAAGUGACGCUUGCCAGAAUCUUUUGUGAUAACAGCAAUAAUGUCACAAUGAUGCAGGAAAAAGUUUUUUUGAUACCUACAAUGGCUGAUUUGCAACUCUGUAAUUCCCAAUUAAUUCCUAAAAUCAACAUCAAUCACUGGUCAGAAAUGGUCGAUACAUUUCAAAAAUAACCUCGUAUAAAACAUUGAUGUAUUUAUUUAUGAUGCAUUAUUGUUGAAAAACAAU